AUGGCCGCAUCAGCGAUAGAAGCGCGCCCUCUGCGCAUCAAGCUUACAAAGGCCGUCAGCCAGAAGAAGGACGCCGACUUACAGAGACUUCUACUCGACGGCAACUCCAGCCGGCGCAACGACGAGAAUGACCUUCGCACACUUCUUGGUAAAGCCAUAAGUAUCGGCUACGAGAAUGGCGCUAGACUGCUCCUUGAGGCUGGCGCAAAGAUCGAUGGCGUCGGUAGCCAUGGGCCGCUACAUGGUGCCAUUGCAAACACAAACGACAAGACGCGAAACGCAAUCAUCACUUUGCUUCUGAGCCAUGGAUGUGAACUUGAAGCCAAAGAUCAUCUCGGAAGGACUGCGUUGAUGGCUGCAUGUCUCCGCGGCCAAAAUGAUGUUAUCAUCACUCUGCUUACGCGAGGAGCGGAUCCAAAUGUCGACGAUCAAAGCAGGAAGAAUGCCCUGCAAUUAAUGGCUUCGGAGUCGAAGCGAAACACGAAAUGGAGUCCGGAGGCGCUAUCGAUGCUCUUACCGAAAGUCAGAGACCUCAACAAAAGAGAUAGCGAAGGCCGCGAAGGGCGAACGCCUCUUUUAUGGGCUGCUGCAAGAGGUCAGCUCGCGCUUGUUGGAGCAUUACUGCAGAUCGGGAAGGGAGUCGUCGACGUCAAUCAGACGAAUGACCAGGGACAUUCGGCUCUUCACCUGGCAGCCAGACACAAUGAACCUGAAAUGAUCAAACUGCUCAUCUUUUCGGGUGCCAAAAUCGAAGCACGAAGCGACGGGGAUUGGACACCUCUCCUGAUGGCCGCAAAGGAAGGGAACGAAAGCGCCAUUGAUGCUUUGCUGACCUCCAAUGCGAACGUCAAUGUUCGCACCUCCUCCGGAAUGACCUCCCUUCACUGGGCUGCUGAAAGCGGUAAGCUGGAUGCUGUCAACCGCAUCUUACGAGAGCGACACGCCCACAAGAACAGCAAGGAUAGCUUUGACAGCACGCCUCUCAUCCGCGCCGCUCAAAACGGUCAUUGGGACAUCGUCGAUGCACUUCGACCUUAUGUCCUGGAAGGGCCGACAAACUUCGUCGCACGGAAGGCUUGCCAGCGAUUCCGGGCGGCCGUGGUCAAUUUUUUCGAGGACCGGGAGGCCCACGGCGGUAUCAAAAACAAAGUCAACAAGCAGACCGUUUGGCAAAUUCUCUAUGCCAGAGACGAGAAGAAUCCCGACAUGCCUGCGAUACCCAUUGCUAUUGACCAUGUCGAAGGGAUGAAAAAGCCAUUGUUUCGCUGGAUCCACCUGCCAGCAAACAAUAUCUCCUGGCUCGAGGUCCUCCUCACCAAGUAUUACCUGGAAGGCGAAUGCAGAGACGUGACAGUUCUGAAGUCGCUCCUACGACUACUCGGAAGACAGCAGCACCGAGGUUCGGAAAUCCACUCGCGCUUCAUGCGCCCGUCAUGCAAACGCAUCUGGAUCCCUCCGAAGCGAUCGGCCGAUCCAACACACCCUACGUCUCACAAAUCCUCACAUAUCAGCCGCAAGGUAACGCCGUCCACGCCGCCGCCUUCGUCCAGAUCCACGGCACCAGCAACGGCGGCGCAGACCCAAACCCAGCUAGAAGAAGACAUGAUGGUGAUGUUUAUGCCAUAUCUGCAUUGGGAGACGGACAGAAAUCGAACGUUGUUGACUCAGUCCAUACGAGAGCCCGCAGGAAACACACACGCACUCGAAGAGUCAGAACUGUCCAAGAUUCCCAAAGACAUUCUCCUCAUCCAUGGCUACGUUGGAGGCUCGACAGAUCUCCACCCUCGCAGAACAUUGGAUCAGUUCAAGCACCACAGCACCAAGACCGAUCUCCAGGACGCGGAUCAGGUUGUGUACCGAUAUUGCAAGAGAAGGAGGAAGGAAUUGAAGAUCUUCAUGGUGGACCAACUCUGGCUGAUCAGUAUUGGCAAUCUACUCAUCUCGUGCUUCCCAGAACGGUGGAGGCAACCCCAUCGGGAUCCCUUGAAUCUCUUUGAAGGCGUCGUCGAGGACAUCAAUUCCACAACGCGGCCUCCGGUCAGAAAUGUGUUUGAACUCGCCACUAUCAUCACCGAGAGAUGCACGGGACUCUUUGACCGACAGCAGUGGGAUAACGAUGACCUCCUCUUCGCCGAGAUGUUUGAGUUGAGUAUUGGCCGCUUAACCCGAAAGGAAACAAAGCUGUUCCAACGCUUCAAGGAAGCAUCGUCGCAUUGGCUGAGAGCGCAUGACGGCGGGAAAAUGCUUUACAAAUCGCAACUGGGACUUGAGUAUGACCACGACCACUCUUCGGGCUGGUCAUCGUCCGACGGAGAACAACAUGGUCACCACGGGGGUGGUGUCUCCUCGCAUACAACGACAAUGCACCAGGGCCCUCACGAGGAUUCAUGGCAUGACCGCCACCAAGCGUCGGACUCGUUCGUCAACGAUCUCCUGAACAUCGACAAGGAGGCCGCCCUGCUGGUCGAGUGCAAAGACGUCGAAGACGAGCUGGACAUCCUGACCAGCGUGCUCGGCCAGCAGCGCCAAGUGCUCAACGAUCUCGACGCCACCCUGCGAGCGGCUAAGAACAUAGUCCGCACGCAGCGCCUCGACCUGUACGGCAAGGUCAGCGAACAGCAACGGCUCGUCGACCUGGACAUUUUGGAUCUGGGACGCAUGGCGCGACAAGCCAAAAGCGUCAACGACAAUCUGACCCAGGUCCUGGAUCUGAAGCAGAAGCACGCAAAUGCCGUCGAGGCCAGGUUUCAGCGCAAACAGGCCGAAGAGACGGCCAGACAGGGCCAGACCAUCAUGGUCUUCACCAUAGUGACGAUCGUGUUCCUGCCGCUGAGUUUUCUCGCGAGCUUUUUCGCCAUCAACGUCAUCGAAUUCCCCCGUCCCCCUGGCACUGCUGGGACCGGAGAGCUCCAUCUGAGUUGGGUGGUCCAGUACAUCCUUGGUAUCGGGUUGGCCGUCAGUGUGCCCUUGAUCGGGCUGGCCUUUGUCGUUGGAGAUAUUCAGGCUUGGUGGGAGAAUCGGAAGCUGAGGAAAUAUCACCAUCGCCGAAACGGGAACGGGAGCGGGAAUGACAAAGAUGACAAAAAUUCGCACAAAGUCAUCGACGUUGGAGAUAAUGCUCUUUUCACGGAUGUUGACGACGAGAAAAGAAGGAGCGGCUUGAGCUGGGCUCCGAGGUUCGGGUUCUUGAGAAGACGCCGCCGCCCACUCCUCUGGCGGGACAAAGACAAACAGCCUGACCUACCGGUGUCAAAUGCCAGUCUCUCAAGCCAUGUGAACGAUUCGAAGCAGCGGGUUGACGAGGUACUGCACCCUCAGCGGGCGAAUGGCAGCAAUCAGACGCAGUCGCUGGUCGCCAUGUCGAUUCAGGCUCAGAGAGGCCGGCAACCGAUGUCCUCAAUGGAGUCGUCCAGGCAAGGAGGUGCACGGUAUCCGAGACGACUGAGGCGUGUUGGCACUGAAACGACCGAACGGUCGGCUGCGACGGAGGAUUUAGAGGUUGGCGGCGGAUUUGGGAUUUAGCAGGCAGAUCACGUUGAGGGUUCGUAGUGUAGUAUACAGAUUCAACGAGUGUCAAAUUAGCACUGUUCGAAUGGCCGAACUAAAAAGGAGCGUGUGGGGCCAAGGAGCUGACAAAGGUAGU
This is a messenger RNA of Exophiala xenobiotica, 3643 nucleotides long. RefSeq lists its product as uncharacterized. The coding region runs from base 1 to 3522 and encodes 1173 amino acids. Gene Ontology annotation, cellular component: membrane. NCBI's taxonomy places the organism in Eukaryota, Fungi, Ascomycota, Eurotiomycetes, Chaetothyriales, Herpotrichiellaceae. Gene Ontology annotation, biological process: transmembrane transport; metal ion transport. The transcript has a single exon. Gene Ontology annotation, molecular function: protein binding; metal ion transmembrane transporter activity. The record is from RefSeq and is a predicted model, not a curated record.